Mus caroli (Ryukyu mouse) is the source of this 2692-nucleotide messenger RNA. It is a transcript of the gene Rbm11, whose product is annotated as RNA binding motif protein 11. The record is from RefSeq and is a predicted model, not a curated record. Lineage: Eukaryota; Metazoa; Chordata; Mammalia; Rodentia; Muridae. Gene Ontology annotation, molecular function: single-stranded RNA binding. Gene Ontology annotation, biological process: regulation of alternative mRNA splicing, via spliceosome. Gene Ontology annotation, cellular component: nucleus.
AGGGGGCGGGGCCUCGGCACCUCCUCCAUCCCUGGCUGCGGACCGCAGGGAUGUUCCCGGCUCAGGAGGAGGCUGACAGGACCGUGUUUGUGGGCAAUUUAGAGGCCCGAGUGCGGGAAGAGAUUCUUUACGAGCUGUUCCUUCAGGCUGGGCCACUAACCAAAGUGACUCUUUGCAAAGACAGAGACGGAAAGCCAAAGUCCUUUGGCUUCGUCUGCUUCAAGCAUCCCGAGUCCGUAGCCUAUGCCAUAGCUCUGCUGAAUGGAAUUCGUUUGUAUGGGAGACCAAUUAAUGUGCAGUAUCGGUUUGGGAGUUCUCGCUCUUCUGAACCAGCCAACCAAAGUUUUGAGAGCUGUGCUAAGAUUAACUCACACAGCUUCAGGAACGAUGAAAUGGCGGGCAGGCCUUCCUUUCCUGUGCCGUUUUUCCCAAUUACGAGUGCCGCCUUACCUCAAGAGUAUUUUUUCUUUCAAAAAAUGCCAUGGUACGCACACAGUCCAGUGCUGCAACCGCCUUUCUGUGAGAUGCCGGCCCCACUUCCCAACAGUGUGCCUGGGUCUUGCUCCUUAAAUCACGCUCCAGGCCCAGAGGCUGGACCCAGCUCCUAUGAGUGGACUCACCAGCCACCAAGCGACCCUGACCUGUAUCCUAGGAAUAAACGGAAGAGGCAAAGGCCAGACAGUGACAGCGACAGUAGCUCAGAAGACAAGAGAGGAAACGAAGGAAGCCAAAAAUGCCGCAAGUGUAAAAAAAAGAAAAGAUGCUAGCGAACUGUAUCUGCACUGCUCUCAAACCUCUCUGGAAAAAAAAAAUCUGUUGCACCAAAUGAUCGAUAUCUUGUCCAGCUUGUUGUUUUUGAAAACGUAUGGAAAUAUGACUCUGUGAUUUGCUAUUCAGUUUACUAUUCAUGCUUACGAAUGACAAAAGCCUUGAAACAGUAAUAUAUUGUUGUGCGUUUGUAUUUGCAAGAUUGCCUUGGGACCAUUGUCUCACCGAAGGCUUUCUACCAGCGCAGGUGGGCUGGCCUCAGAGGGGUUGCAGGCAGAACUAAUGGGAAUAAUUAAAAACCGUGUGCUUUAGUAACUAUGUAGCCAGGAUGCUAAUUAAAAACAGUGUGCUUUAGUAACUAUGUAGCAAGGAUGCUUGAGUUCCCAUUGUAGCUGCCACUUUUCCUUUUUAUGUCUAAAUAUGGUAUCUCUGAGCAUCCCUAUCACACAGUGUUGCCUUUAAGCAUAGGACACUCAGCCUAUGACAGGAAAGAUAGCUGCCAUAGGCUCCGUGUCCUACGCUUAAAGGCAACACUGUGUGAUUAUUCAUGUUUUCUCUGAUUUUUAUUUGAUAUAAUUAUCUGUAUACAUCACACUUAUUGUUUGUAAGGGCACUCAGUUAGUGGUAUCAGUAUCUACUCUCUAGUUCUCCCAGCAAGGGUGGGAAGAACAUAGUGAGUGUGAAUUGCUGUGAUGAGCAAGUGUAUAGAAUGGUGCCGCAUAUACUUAAUGCCUAUUGUCCAAGUCAGUACAUUUAUUUCACUUAUUUUAGAAGAUAAAUGUUAACAUUUCAAAUGAAUGGGGUAUGUCAGCACUUUUGUUAACUUGACAGCUUACCAUAAACUAAAAUUAUGAAGAUCAUAUAUAUGUAUAUAUAUAUUUGGUUUUUCAAGUCAGGGUUUCUCUGUGUAGCUCUGACUGUCCUGGAACUCACUCUGUAGACCAGGCUGGCCUCGAACUCAGAAAUCCUCCUGCCUCUGCCUCCCGAGUGCUGGGACUAAAGGCAUGCGCCACCACGCCUGGCGAAGAUCAUAUAUUUAUUAAAGCUAAUUGAAAGGAUAAUGCAAACUCAUUAUGAAUUAUCUAUUCAGUUCAGGAGAGAAUAAGGCACACGUGGGUGUGACCUUUGCAUGUUGCCCACUUGUUCAUACAUAUUAUUUAAUGAAUAAAAGUAUCUUGAACCAACAAAAUAACUGAGUUUUACUCUUGCGUAAUGAGGAUAUAAGUGGCGAUUAUGACAAAUACAAGCUUAUCUAUAUAAAGACCUAAAUUGCGCUGCAUGGAACUCUAACUGGGCUUUUAACAUUCUUAAAUAUUAAAAUAUGAAAGUGUUGUUUUUUUCUUUUAAAUCCAUAUUUUGGCAAUUUGGAAUCAUGGCCAAGAUAAAAUUCAUUCUUUCAUAAUUUUAUAGCAGCACCUUUAUACAUAUUAACAUCAUCUUCUAUAUUCCUCUAGUUAUGAAAUUUACCACAGACAUAAAUUAGGCCAUGUGAUUAGCAGAGCUGUGUAUAAGAAUGCAUCUUAGCAACUGAGAUUAAUGUGUGUAAGAAAAUUAGGUUGAAGUAGGACAUGCUCUAAAUGUCACAACUGGGAAAUGUUCUUGUAACUCUCCCAUCCGAGAAAGAAAACUAACUCAGUAUCUACUCUUAACUAGUCAGCCAUUCAGCUAAGCAGAAUGCUAAGAGAGUCGAUUUGACUGUGGUGUCUUUUGUUAAAGACCAGGAAACUUCCUAUAAGAUGCUAAGAUUCGCCCCAACCCCAAAAUUUUAAGUUGUCUAUUUUCCAAGUGCUAUAGCCUUGGAUGAAGGAUUAUUAAAAUUCUUUGCCUCGCAUGGUUUUCUUCUCCAAUUUUAAUCCACCAGUCUCAGAAUUGACUUCAAAUUGUAGAUGAAGUUAAUAAUCUAAAAAUAAAACUAAACCCUUUC